Molecule: messenger RNA, 840 nt
Organism: Ilyonectria robusta
Lineage: Eukaryota; Fungi; Ascomycota; Sordariomycetes; Hypocreales; Nectriaceae
Exons: 4
Coding region: 1-840 (279 amino acids)
Source: RefSeq, a predicted model, not a curated record
AUGGACAAGCUGUUGACAGCCGUUGCUUUCGCACUGCCUCUGGCAUCUGCCCAUCUUGCCGCCUAUACCGAUGGCAUGUUCUGUCCCGAGGCAAGCCUUAACUCCUACAAGGGACCCUUAACAAACUUCACCGAUGGUAGCCUCGUCGUUUUCGAUCCUCUCCACGACCUUGAAUUUGAUAGCUGGUUUCUAUCCAAGGGCCGCAACUGCCAUCUCGCUGAACCUACUGGCGUUUGGGAGAUCCAGGCCAACUCCCAGAUCUCUGUUCCCUGGGCCAACUGGCAGGACUCAACCGGCUUCUACGCCGAUGGCAAGGAGGAGACUGAGCGCCCUAUCCCGUACUCCGUCACCAACCCCGAGGUUGUGGCCCAGGGGUUGGUGAGUUCCUCGCUCGGGCUCAACUCGCCCAACUUGCACGCCGCGAACAAGUCCACCGCUGCUGGAACCUCGAUUGCUAUCGCCUACGUCGACAGCAUCUGGGAUGUCACCAUGGAGAACCUGGUUGUUAUGUCCAUUGCCGGAGAGACUCCCUUUGAGCGUAUUGCCAACUAUGAAAUCCCCGACCUGGCGGCUUGCGAAUCGUGCAUCUGCGUCACAGGAUGGGUGCCCGACGGAUUCGGCAUGCAGAACAUGUACAUGGCCGCCCACAAGUGCCGCAUUGUCAAUGCCAAUGGUGGCAAGACUCCCAAGAUUCCUAGCCUUGUCCCCGGCCCUGGCGUUGUCGGCCCCAAGCAGAUGAUUGGGGCUUUCCAGAGGUCCGGAAACAAUGUCGAGUGGACCCAAGGAGAGCAGGUUCCCACCUACUCGUCCCGCAUGGGCUAUAUGAAGGGUACGUUCUGA